This is a messenger RNA of Trichechus manatus latirostris (Florida manatee), 1300 nucleotides long. RefSeq names its product UDP-GlcNAc:betaGal beta-1,3-N-acetylglucosaminyltransferase 9 (gene B3GNT9). The transcript has a single exon. Gene Ontology annotation, cellular component: Golgi membrane. Gene Ontology annotation, molecular function: UDP-glycosyltransferase activity; hexosyltransferase activity. NCBI's taxonomy places the organism in Eukaryota, Metazoa, Chordata, Mammalia, Sirenia, Trichechidae. The record is from RefSeq and is a predicted model, not a curated record. Bases 1 to 1209 code for a protein of 402 amino acids.
AUGCGGCGGAGUCUGCGCCUACGCGGGGACGCGGCGCUCAUGCUGGUACUCAGUGCCACCCUUGGCCUCCUGCUUUACGCGCAGCGCGACGGCGGGGCCCCGACGACAAGCGCUCCGCGAACGCCAGGGAAGGCGGCGCGGAGGCCCAGCCCAGUGCCCCGCGCAAUCCAGGCACCAGACGCGGGUGCAGCCCCCUUGGCCUACGAAGGGGACACGCCAGCGCCGCCCACGCCUACAGGACCCUUUGACUUCGGCCGCUACCUGAGCGCCAAGGAUCAGCGGCACUUCCCGCUGCUCAUUAACCAGCCGCACAAGUGUCGCGGCGAUGGCGCACCCGGCGGCCGACCCGACCUACUCAUUGCUGUCAAGUCGGUGGCUGCCGAUUUCGAGCGGCGUCAAGCCGUGCGCCAAACGUGGGGUGCUGAGGGCCGAGUGCAGGGGGCGCUUGUGCGCCGUGUGUUCUUGCUGGGCGUGCCCAGAGUCGCGGGCAUGGACAAGGCUGACACGGAAGAGGAGGGUAUGCGAGCGCAUUGGCGCGCCCUGCUGCGCGCUGAGAGCCGUGCCUACGAGGACAUCCUGCUCUGGGCCUUCGACGACACUUUCUUCAAUCUAACGCUUAAGGAGAUCCACUUCCUGGCCUGGGCCUCAGCCUUCUGCCCCGACGUGCGCUUUGUUUUUAAGGGCGAUGCUGACGUAUUUGUGCACGUAGGAAAUCUGCUGGAAUUCCUAGCGCCGAGGGACCCGACAGAGGACCUGCUUGCAGGUGACGUGAUUGUGCAGGCUCGGCCAAUCCGCGCGCGGGACAGCAAGUACUAUAUCCCCGAGGCUGUGUACGGCCUGCCCGUCUACCCGGCCUACGCGGGUGGCGGUGGCUUCGUCCUUUCGGGGGCCACGUUGCACCGCCUGGCCGGUGCCUGCGCACAGGUUGAGCUCUUCCCCAUCGACGACGUGUUUCUGGGCAUGUGUCUUCAACGCCUGCAGCUCACACCCGAGCCUCACCCCGCUUUCCGCACUUUUGGUAUCUCCCGGCCUUCGGCUGCGCCACACCUGCGAACCUUCGACCCCUGCUUUUACCGAGAGCUGGUCCUGGUGCAUGGGCUCUCGGCCGCUGACAUCUGGCUUAUGUGGGGCCUGCUGCAUGGGCCACGCGGGCCAGCCUGUUCACAUCCGCGGCCUGCUGCUGCAGGGCCCUUUCGAUGGCGCCCCUAGCCACCCAUCACCGCCCAAGUUGAGUGGCCCAAGGUCCCCUCACUCAGACCCAGGAUGGAGUGGGUGGAGGCUUGAAGAGGUUUACCAGAUC